Molecule: messenger RNA, 5374 nt
Organism: Harpegnathos saltator (Jerdon's jumping ant)
Lineage: Eukaryota; Metazoa; Arthropoda; Insecta; Hymenoptera; Formicidae
Product: zinc finger protein 135
Exons: 3
Coding region: 507-2774 (755 amino acids)
Biological process (GO): regulation of gene expression
Cellular component (GO): nucleus
Molecular function (GO): zinc ion binding
Source: RefSeq, a predicted model, not a curated record
UCAUCGAUAAUGCAUCUCUCCUCGGCGCUCACAACCGCAUGUGUGAUACGCAACAUGCGCGCGGAGUAUCGAUAUCACAUAGUUCGGUAUCGAUGCCGAGGUAUCGAGGUGUAAUCUGUACGCCGCCGCCGCGAACGCGAACGAAACGCGGAGCGCGUCCGAGACAGCAGCGGUAACAGCAGCGGUAGCAGAUGUGAACAGAUGCGAUAUCAGCAGCGGCGGUGAUCGGUGUCGUUCCACCUCCGCGCGCGCGCGAAAACGGGAUCGUUGACAAUGCUGUCGCGACAGUGACAAUAUCACGGUGAUAUCGUGGCGGCGGCAGCGGCGACGACGGCGACGGCGACGGCGACGGCGGUGAUCGCGGCGAAGGCGGCGGUGGUUUUGCGCGUGUGUUUACCACUCCUGUGGUGUGUCGCGCAACCGAGAGCCUCCUCGGUCUCUCUUCGCGAUUGUCCUCCGGCGGCCGCGAGGACAAACAACGAGCCGUGUUUAUCGCGGGAAAAACGAUGUCAGGAUACCGUAAGGUGAACUAUUACGAGCUGUGCAGACUGUGUACCAGCAGCGAGGGCAACAUGAUGAACAUAUUCCGCGAUGAGGGCCGCAGGCGACAGUUGCAGACGAAAAUACAGACGUACCUCCCGAUACAGGUUAUGGAGGAGGAUUCGUUACCGAAAAUUGUAUGCCAUGAAUGUGUCAAAAAACUGGAAAGCUUCAUUGAAUUCCGAGAAACUGUGGUUAAUGCAGAGGGUAUGUUGGAGUCCUAUUUCACCUCACUUCGUUUUUCUGAAGAUUUUCUGAAGGAAGGAAAAGUAUAUGUUAAAAAUACGGAGAAAGAAAGACCAUCCACACCUGAGGAUGAAGUUUUAAAGUCAAUAGAAAAAGUGCCAACACCAGGAGGAAGUCAAGUAAUAAAUAAUGAGCAACAAAUACAACAUCAGCAAUCAGUUGUAGUUGGCAAUAUAAAUACUUCUAAUAUACAAAUCAUCGGUGGAAUUCAAGCUAGAGUUCAGCAGUACAAAUGUGCUAUGCAGAUGCAAUCAGGCAGUAUGACAGCAGCUGUCGUUGAAACUACAGCAGAGGCUCAUUACAAUUAUCAACAGCAGACAUCUCAAGUCUCACCGCAACAAUCAAACGAAGCACAAAAUCAAAUUGGCGGCGAUCAGCAAAACCAACCUCCUGUGAUUCAGCAGCAAACGCAGAACCAAAUACAAAAUCAUAAUCAAAUUAAUCAACAAGUGCAAUCACAGAGGCCAAUUUCCCAACAGUUGAGCCAACCUGCUCAGUUGCCCCAACAACAAAAUCAGGGUCAAGUCAGUCAACAGCAAGACCAAUCACAGAUAUCACAACAGCUCCAACAGUUGCAAAGGCAGCAACAUGAAUUUGAGAAGCAGCACAGACAACUUCAGCAACUCGAGAAACAACAAACGCAAAUCGGGACGCAGCAAGAAUUUCCAGUGAAGCAAGAAACACCUGCUGUACAUCAAAACAAUAAUAUAGUUCUUAAAACUGAAACAGACAUGGAACCGACUCAACAAAUACAGAAUAUACAAUCCGAAGUCCAAAAGGAUGAAUCCCCUGACCCAAAUGUACAAACGUAUACAGCGGUACAAGCGGCGCCGGAAGUCUUUUUAAACUUGGGCUUCAAGGAAAGUCCAAUGACCCCAACAGUUCGAGACGAUGAGAAAGAUUUUAAAGAGUAUGCAAAAGCAUCACCAGAGGACGGAAUGUCUCGUAAUUCGAUUGACCAGAUCAGAGAAUUCCUGCGGCUUAGGUCAGGACCAGAUUCAUCACCUCUAAUUGCUGUAAGUACUCAAGUAGUCUCAAGUAAUCAGGCUGCAAGGAACGUUUGUCGCGAUUGUGGUAAAAGCUUCUCUUCCUUAAGUCAAAUGAACAGUCAUAACUGUAAUGUUGAGACGCUUAUAAAUGAACCAUCGGACACCGGAAGCAAAGAUGAAUGCUCACAAACCAAUCUGAACCCAUUUAAUUGUGACAUCUGUGGUAAGCCGUUCAAACGGAAAGAACAUCUCCUUCAACAUCGAAAAUUGCACACUGGUGAACGGCCAUACGUGUGCACUACAUGUGCAAAAGCAUUCAGCCGUAAGGAACACUUGGUUAGACAUUCAGUAUCUCAUACCGGACAAAAAAUGCACGAAUGUGAAAUGUGUGGUAAAAGUUUUUCGCGCAAAGAUAAUCUACAUAAACAUCGAAAAACGCACGGUGUAUCUGGUCCCUAUAUUUGCGAAACUUGUGGAAAAUCAUUUGUGGUGAAACAUUAUUACGUGAUGCAUGUAACUACACAUGCAGCAGCUGCCUCGGACGGUUUAAAUUGCCCAGACCCAUUGCCGUACAAAUGUGACAUAUGUCACAAAGCAUUUUCCGUGAAACAAUAUCUCACUACGCAUAAAAUUAGACACAGAUCGAAGAAUAAUAAUAGCUCCGUGCAGAACAGUUUAAAUGGGCAUCAACAACAACAACAGCAGCAGCAGCCGCAGCCGCAGCAGCCGCCUCCGCCGCCGCUGCCGCCGCCGCCGCCACCGCCACCGCCGCCGCCGCCGCAGCAGCAGCAGCAGCAGCAGCAGCAGCAGCAAACGGACGCUGCAAGUAAUGUAAACGUAGUAACGAAUAAUGUUGCCAAUGCUGGAAAUUUAAAUAAUAAUGGACAAUCUAAUAAUGAGACGACUGUCGAAAUGCAGAGCGUUAUAGAACGUAAUGAGCAAGCCAAUGAGUCAUUUGCUAACAGUCAGUAUCAUACUAAUAUACAGGAUUUUCAAUGAGAUAAGGGGAAGCGUGUCUAUUAUGUUCUCUUGCCAAAUGGUAAUAAUCAUAAGAUCGUGGUUGUAUAAGCAAGGGAAAUUUUAUGACGCGCCGAAGUAUUUUCUUAUAUGGUUUUUCUCCCGAUUGAAUGAUUUUUGUACUUUAAUAUUACAGCAAAUAAUUAAAGUGUGACUAUCUUGGACAAAUUAGAUAUUUUGAUGUAUAAAUCGGGCAGAAAGUAGAGAUUUGUUUAAUGAUUUAAGAACUUAUUGAGCACAAUGUUGUAAAUAUCAUAUGUUAUAUAUAGAAUGAUUCUUAAUUGCACGACAGUACCUCAAAAGAUAAAGCUCUUGAAGUGUUGACGUAAAAUUAACGAUCAUCCUGUAUUUUGCCAACAAAAAAUUACCUGUAUGUGAAUGCAUGCUGUAGUUUCGGAAUGGAUGGUCACUUGUAUUCAACAUUUGAAAAAUAUGUGCUACUAACACACAUAUGGUUUGUCAUAAAAGUAAUAGGAUAGAUCCUUGAAAAGGCAAUAUGCCAAAACUGAAUGUCAAAAUUAAAUAUCAAUGCGAUUAAGUACGACUUAAACACAAUUACACAAACUGUAUAAAAUUCGCGAGCUCAGACCAAUAUAAUUUUUAUUUCAGUAAAAUAUCCUGAUAUAUAUUGGUCUUAUCUUUAUCUAUUAUCUUUGUGACAGACCAUAUAUCUAUGGAAACAUAGUCAUAAGAUUGUUCCAAUUAUUGACCAGAAUGAUUUCGUCAAUAUGCUUCCAUCGAUAUAUUAAAUUAAUAACAAUUGAUUAUGAAAAACAUCCACCAACAUGGUAUCAAAUUUUCAACAUGUAUGUACCAAGUCCUCAUUCGAAUAACAUCUUUACCAUUAUCUAAAAAGAAAGAAAGAAAAAAAAACAAUUAUAACAACUAUGUAUGAAUCCUAUAUUUGUUAAAUCAGUAAUUGCAACAAUCUGUGACCAUUUUGAGAAGACAUUUCAGAAACAUAUGAUUUUUAUGUAUGCUUAGGAUACAGAACAAAAACUAAGACCAAAGAAAUCUAUAUAUUAUGUAUAAAAUGGAUAAAUAAUUAUUAAAUAGAAAUAUAUAGAUAAAAGAGGGAUGGGACCGGAGGUUUGCUAACUUGGCUAACUGUGUUGUGAUUCGAGAAAUUAGAUAUAUAUAUAUCGUGUAGUAUACAUUAUUAAUCUACAAAACGGCUUUUAAUUUGCAGUUGUCGAUAAAAAAUGUGCCAUAGCAUGGUCUCUGGAAGUGAAAAAUAUAUAUGUAUAGAUAUAUAUAUAUAUAUAUAUAUAGUUACAUGAAUACACAUAUGAUUCAUUAGAUUUUUAGUAUGCUACUGACCAAAAGCAAAGAGAAAUUGUGCUAAUCGUCGCAUUUCUCCAAUCGUACUCGCUUACAUGUCAUAUUAUGAUUAAGUAGUACCUCUUACCCUAAUUUAUAUCUUCGAAAUAAACAUUUAUUUAGCUAAUAAGAUUAUACAUAGGGGGCAUGUAUGGUCUUUAUGUGUGAAGGUCAUAUAUAUAUUAUGUAAUUUUUAGAUUUGGAUACUUUCUCUAUACAAGCAAAAAUUCAAAAAUAUUUGAUAUUUAAUAGUUAUUUUAGUAUUAUAUUUAUACAUAUGUAAUGUGAAAUGUUCUUCGGAAGUUUAUAGGCCAUAUUCACAUAUCCACAUUUGGCAAUAUAUAUCCGAUAGGAAGAUCGCAUUAUGUUCUAAGCUAAGCUAAGAAUUGUAUAUGGAUAUAUUUAAUGUGGAAUGUGAAUGUGCGCCCAUUUCCAAAUUAUUGUUAUUGGGCGAUAAGGUCUAGGUAUUAAACAUUAAUUACUUCUACAUUUAGCAUUACGGUAUAACAAUGAAAAAUGUAUUUUAUAUAGGAUCUGGAAAGAUCUAUUUUAUUGUGAAUUUUGUUAGAAAAAUGUUAAUUCUUCAAUGAGUCAUUAGUAUGUUAGGAUUAGUAUGUUUUAUAUAUAAAACUGAGAUAGUUAUCUUUAUACAUUGACUUUCUUUAUUAUUUGUUAAUACGUUUCUUACUCAAAAGAUUUCUUUUAUAGCAACUGUACAUUUUAACAAAAGAGUACCGAAUUUUAAAGAUCUUCAACAGUACAAAGAAUUAAUUUUGUUUAGUGCUUAGAUAUUUUGUUAUAAUGCAGUUCUUGUACAUAUUGAAGCAGAAGUGAUGAGUUUAAGACUGUAUCUCUAUAUCACCAGAUUUAGGUGUGUGUUGGAAGUAUAUAGAUCUAUAAUGAUGUAUAUAUAAUGCGGUCCAGUAUAUAAGACAAGAAAACUGUUAAUAUACUGUUUCUAACAUGAUAAUAUUUUCUGCGCAUGGAAAUGCCUGUAUUGAUUUUAACUCGUACGAAUCAGAAAUCGUAUCCAAAGACACAGCAAUUUUAUUAGUUUAAACAGAGGAAUUAUUUUAGAUAAGUUGUGCUUAUUACGCCAAGUACACAUAGUCCAUUCAUUGACUAAAGACUCAAUUGUAAACUCAAAUAUAAAUUUUUAUCAACAGCCCCCUGCCUUGUAUCAGUAUAAUAAAAGAACGCAAUUUUUCUUAAGAAUACAGUAAUGUCAUUAUUUUGGAAUAUUGAACAAUAUGUUGUAGCAA